This is a messenger RNA of Oncorhynchus masou masou (cherry salmon), 2118 nucleotides long. RefSeq names its product unconventional myosin-X-like. Bases 1 to 1800 code for a protein of 599 amino acids. NCBI's taxonomy places the organism in Eukaryota, Metazoa, Chordata, Actinopteri, Salmoniformes, Salmonidae. The record is from RefSeq and is a predicted model, not a curated record. The transcript has 17 exons. Gene Ontology annotation, biological process: peptidyl-serine phosphorylation; regulation of actin filament length. Gene Ontology annotation, cellular component: myosin complex. Gene Ontology annotation, molecular function: microfilament motor activity; protein serine/threonine kinase activity; ATP binding.
AUGCACUAUGAGGUGGUCCGGAGUCACAGCCCCCUCUUCACUGUGGUUCACUAUGCUGAGAAGGUCCAGUAUAAUGGAGGAGGCUUCCUAGAGAUGAACAGAGAUACCAUCCCAGCCAGCAUCAGAGACCUCUUCAUCAACAGUGUCACCCCUCUACUCAGUGUCCUUUUUGCCGCCACAAUCUCCAGGACAGGGACCUUGAUGCCACGCAAAGCAAAGGUCAUGCAAAAGGCAGAUGACAACUUUAACUCAACUAGGAAACAGUCGGUGGGGGCCCAGUUUAAGCACUCUCUAGCUGUGCUGAUGGAGAAGAUGUUUGUGGCCAAUCCUCACUUUGUUCGCUGCAUUAAACCUAACGGCAACAAGCUUCCUGACCAGGUGGACAACAAAAGGGUCAUGGACCAGCUAAGAUACAACGGCCUGCUGGAAACCAUCAGGAUACGAAGAGAUGGCUUCUCCUGGCGACCCUCAUUCAAAGAAUUUGCUCAGAGAUAUAACAUUCUGCUGAUCAAGCCAGAUUUACCACUAACCAAGGAAAGCUGCUUGUCCAUCCUCAACACGACUGCGAUACAUGGCUGGAAGUGUGGGUCGUCUCGUCUGUUCUUUAAGUACUGGCACCAGGAGGAGUUGUCCAGGCUGUUGGAGAGACUGGGCAAAGCAGCACUUGUCAUCCAGAAAAACUACCUCUCUCUGCGCUACAGGAGGAAGUACCUGUCCCUACUGUUGGAGGUGAGCAGACAGAGGCAGGCUCAGAGAGAGAGGGAGGAGAACAAGAGGCCCGUCUCUCCACCCGUGCCCCUACCCAGGAGGAAGAAGCCUCAGCCCCGGCCUCGCUCCAUCAUGCCCACAGCUGCCCACCUGACCCCUGUCCCCCGGCCCCGCAACAAACAGUUUGAGGCCACUCCCUUUGACAACCUGGAGGUGCACAGUGAGCUGGCUGAGCUGAUGGUCCAGGUGGGGGGAGAGGAGCGGGCCAGGGAGAGGAGCAAGAAGAGAAGGGACAACAUCCGCUGGUUCAAGGAGACGCAGGCCCGCAAGGUGGUCCGCAACGGUGCCUUCCCCUGCUGGUUCCAUGGCAUGAUAACACGUAGACAAGCGGAGGAUCUGAUGACGGACAAGCCUGUAGGCUGCUUCCUGAUUCGUGUAGGACAGAGCCGGGAGGGCUACACACUAACAUACAAGGGGGCAAACCGCUGUAGGCACUAUAUGAUUGAGAUGCAGUCUAACGGGAAGUAUGUGAUCCUGGGGGAGGAUAAAGCCCACCCCUCCCUGCCUGACCUGGUGCAGCACCACAGCCGGGUGGGCAUCAAGCCCUUCAACGAGCUGCUCACCACCUCCUGUGGACAGACAUGUGACCACAAUACAGACUACGAGGACUUGAAGGGCCUGGAUCACCUGGUUGACCGCAGGAGCACCGUGUCUGGGGAAGAGGAGGGCGAGUUGAGCCCGGAUCAGGUACACCUGGAGUUCCAGCAGCUCUUCCUGCCUCCGGGGCAGAACCCCGCCCUGGAGGCCAAGAGACCCCCUGUCCUCAGGCGGAUAUCUGACCGCAGACACCGGGCCGAGGCUGAAGGAGGAGGGGAGGCCCUGGAAGGGAAGCUCAGAGAUGGGGAGAGAGGAAGAGCGUGGGGAGAUGAGCGGGACCGCAAGAGCAAGCCCUUUCCCCGGUUGUAUCCUUCCAUCCGAUUGGCUAUGAGGGAGAUCCAGCAGAUUCAACAGCACUUUUCAGAUGUCCAGGAACAGAGCCCCGCCGUCUCUCACAGUACACCCAAGCCCUCCUGGAGGAGGACAGAUUCAUAACCCAUGUGAUGGAGGGAGUUCAUUCAAAGCUGCUAUUUGUUGUUUUUGCCCAUCUGAAUGAGUUAACUGUACCUUAUUCUGUCAAGCGUUAACCAGGUUUUUAUAAACAAAUUGUAAGGAGAUACUUCCUUGUUUUACUAGUGUUUUAUUUAGUCACAAUUUUAAUAUAAAUUUGUUUACGUUUCUGAAUAUUGUUUUAUGUGUGUAUGUAAAUUAUUCAGUGGGAAUUUUACAUUCACUGUUUUACUGAAUGUGUUUUUUACAUUUUAGAUAUCUGGUUGUGCAAGUUUUUUUUCUUCAUAAUAAUAAAAUCUGCAG